AUGCCGGAGGAGCUACCGCACGCGUGGCCGUGGGAACACGGGGGCGCGUGGACAGAGCUGCUCGAGUCUACCGGAAGGGCCAGCGACGGCGGCGGCUCUAAGCUGCAAGCCACCAGCCUAGGCGCAAUCAUGCGAGUCAGGAGCGGACAGCUCGGGCUCGGCGAACUCGACUACAAGGACGACGCCGGCAGGGCGGCCAUGGAGGCGCUCGCAGAGGUCUGGAGGGCACCCAAGGGACGCCAGCUGGCUGGAGAGCUCGUCCACAGCCUAGAGAUGCUGUACGACAUCAUCGAGCGACCCGAGGGCGGCGGCAGCAGCGCCUACAAGGGAGCAGUCAAACAGGCGCUCGACGUCGCCGCGGCGCUCACCACAGCGGGCAAUAACCUACCCAGCGUCGAACAGUGGCGGCGGUUCAGGGCGGCGGCGUCGGGAGCCCUCCCCGCCCCGACACAACGCGAACGAGCGGCCACGAGGGCGAGAAUGGCGGCAACGGGCUAUGUACCACCCCCCACGCGAGGGGGGCGCGACGGCGAGCGCCUCACCGCGAUGCAGGUGGCGGUGCGAGAGGCGACCAACGCAGCCAGGAAGGCCGCAAAGACGAUUACGUGGACGGCCAUCGAAUGGCGCAAGACGAACGCGCCCGAGAGAAGAGUGGGACCGUCGCAUGGGGGGGUCGAGGGCUAG
Messenger RNA from Emiliania huxleyi CCMP1516, 684 nucleotides. RefSeq lists its product as hypothetical. The record is from RefSeq and is a predicted model, not a curated record. NCBI's taxonomy places the organism in Eukaryota, Haptophyta, Isochrysidales, Noelaerhabdaceae. Bases 1 to 684 code for a protein of 227 amino acids. The transcript is spliced from 2 exons.